Molecule: messenger RNA, 2057 nt
Organism: Thamnophis sirtalis
Lineage: Eukaryota; Metazoa; Chordata; Lepidosauria; Squamata; Natricidae
Source: RefSeq, a predicted model, not a curated record
UGACAAUUCAUGGCUUAACCUACCUGUCCAUUUGGAUAAGCUUUCUCCACCCUGCUGUUACACCCUCAGAAUUCAUUGACCAGAUGUUGUCAUGACUGGAGAUCUUCCUCCUGUCUCCCAAGGUCAUUCUCACUAACAUUACAAGCUCUUCAAACACUUCCCUGAAGGUGUGGAGUAGGGGAAAGGGUUGAUCCCUCAGGGGAUAAAGCAGCCUUUUGGCAAAAAUAUCAGAUGGAUUUCCCCUGUGUUUCCUACUGCCCACUCUAGGAAGAAUUGAAGCCAGUGAUAAGUAAUGGGUUUAAUACCCAACUUUCAAUCAACCAAGGAAACUAUUUUAAUUGGUUUCACUGAAAGACAUCACAAUCCUCCCAGUGUGAUGAAAUGUGCUUCAAUUGUGCCAUCAGCCAAAAGCCGUGGGAUCCCAUUCUGAAUUCUGCAGAGGAUUCCCAUUUUGUUCAUAGGAUUUCUCUGCUUGGUGAAAGAAAACUGUCACAUUAUUCUUGGGAUUAUGUGUUUCUUGGGAAAUUUGUUUCCUUUUUCAGGAUGUUGUGUCUUUUGAGGAAGUGGCUGUGUAUUUCUCAGAGGAGGAGUGGUCUCAGCUGGAUCCUUCCCAAAAAGCUCUCUAUUGGGAAGUCAUGCUGGAGAAUUCAAGGAAUCUGGUUUACCUGGGCUAUAAUGAGCAAGUGAAUAAGAAUCAUAAGGAACAAUGUCAACUGGUCCAUCCAAAAGAGAAAAACAGGAAUUUUGCCGAUCAGAUGCAAACAAAAAUUGAUGAAACAAACCGAUCACAAAGUGAAAUUAAAAAAAGCUUUCCUUCGGCCAAUCAUCUUCUUAACCAUACAAUCAUUGAUACGGGAGAAAUAUCAUAUAAAUAUAUGGAUUGUGAAAAGAGCUUUAAUAAAUCUGAGCAUCUCAUUUCCCACAAAAAAACACAUUCAGAAGACAAACAAUAUACCUGCAUGGAAUCUGGAAAGACCAUCUAUUGUUAUGACUCUCUUACAAUCCAUCAAAGGAAUCACACAGGAGAGAAACCAUAUCAAUGCAUGGAUUGUGGAAAGACCUUUAAUUGUAGCAUAUAUCUUCAUUCCCACAAGAGGAUCCACACAGGCGAGAAGCCUUAUAAAUGCAUAGAGUGUGGAAAGGCCUUUAAUUGUAGCAGUAAUCUUUAUUCCCACAAAAGGAUCCACACAGGAGAGAAGCCUUAUAAAUGCACGGAGUGUGGAAAGGCCUUUAAUUGUAGCAGUAAUCUUAAUUCCCAUAAGAGGAUCCACACAGGAGAGAAGCCUUAUAAAUGCAUGGAGUGUGGAAAGGCCUUUAAUUGUAACAAUAGUCUUAAUUCCCACAAGAGGAUCCACACAGGAGAGACAAGAUAUCAAUGCAUAGUGUGUGGAAAGAACCUUAGUUGUAGCAGUAGUCUUAAUUCCCACAUGAGGAUCCACACAGGAGAGAAACCAUAUGUAUGUCUUGAAUGUGGAAAGAGUUUUAGUUGGAAUUGUGCUCUCACCUCCCAUAAAAGGAUCCACACAGGAGAGAAGCCAUAUCAAUGUAUGGAAUGUGGAAAGGGCUUUAGGAAGAAUGGUGAUCUUACUUCCCAUAAAAGGAUCCACACAGGAGAGAAGCCAUAUGAAUGCAUGGAGUGUGGAAAGAGCUUUCGAAGAAGAUACACUCUUACUUGCCAUAAAAAGAUCCACAAACAGGAGAAGCCAUAUAAAUGCAUGGAGUGUGGAAAGACCUUUACUCGUAACAGUUAUCUUAAUAGCCACAAGAGGAUCCACACAGGAGAAAAGCCUUAUCAAUGCAUGGAGUGCAGAAAGAGCUUUAGUUGUAAUAGUAGUCUGUCUUGCCACAAGAGAAUCCACACAGGAGAGAAGCCAUAUCUAUGUAUGGAGUGUGGAAAGACCUUUACUUGUAGCAGUACUCUUAAUUCCCACAAGAGGAUCCACACCGGAGAGAAACCAUUUCAAUGCAUGGAGUGUGGAAAGAGCUUUACUCGUAGUAAUGGUCUUAAUUCCCACAAGAGGAUCCACACAGCAGAGAAGCCAUAUCAAUGUAUGUAG